Molecule: messenger RNA, 5538 nt
Organism: Vespula pensylvanica (western yellowjacket)
Lineage: Eukaryota; Metazoa; Arthropoda; Insecta; Hymenoptera; Vespidae
Product: dual specificity tyrosine-phosphorylation-regulated kinase 2-like
Exons: 2
Coding region: 438-2981 (847 amino acids)
Biological process (GO): peptidyl-serine phosphorylation; peptidyl-threonine phosphorylation
Cellular component (GO): nucleus
Molecular function (GO): protein serine/threonine/tyrosine kinase activity; ATP binding; protein serine/threonine kinase activity
Source: RefSeq, a predicted model, not a curated record
AAGAAGAGAAGAUAGAUAAAUAAAUAAAUAAAUAAAUAACUAAAUAACUAAAUAAAUAAAUAAAUAACUAAAUGAAUAGAUAGACAGACAGAUAAAGAAAGAGAAAGAGAAAAAGAAAAAGAGGAUGAGCUGCUAACAAAGAAGAAGGUAGGGGAGCAAGUGAGGAAGAUAACGAGAUAAGAUCGUUCCCUCGGCAUGAAGAUAUCCGACGAGACCGCGAUAAGGCCGAUUCCACGGGGUGGUGGAAAAUACGAAUCUACCGUGUUGUCUUGAGAUCUUUUCCUCGUCGGUUCAACGUGCGCUUGCUUGAGAGAGAGGUGGACGAGAGGCAGACAGAGAGAGAGAGAGAGAGAGAGAGAGAAAGAGACAGAAGAAAAACAAAAAGAAGGAGAAGAAAAUAGAGGGAGAAGAAGAGGAAGAGAAAGAGGAAGGAACAAAUGACUAGCUUAACCAUUGCGGCGAGCAUGAUGCCUCUGUCAAGGGCAAAUCCGUAUGGAACGGCGGCGGACACGAUAUCGACGCAGACGUGCAACAUAGCGACGAACGAGAGCAAUCACCUGCCACCGUUAAAGUCAACGUCGGCGGCAGUAGUGAUGAUGGCAGCGGCUUUCGACAACUUGAAGCAGAGCGAAUCGUCGCCGCCGCGACACGUCGCGCACGCGACCAUCGGUCACGUGGUUGGCGGUGGUGCCAGCGGAGGAGGAGGAGGAGGAGGAGGAGGAGGAGGAGGAGGAGGAGGAGCCGGUGUCGGUGGCGGAGGAGCAUCCACGCACCUGCCCAGCCUUGCGUCAAGCGCUAACAACAGCCUGCAAAAUCUCUCCGGGAACUCGGACAGCCUAAAUCUCAGUUUGAGCUCGCACGCGAGUCACAAUUCGCAUUCCCAGCCAAACUCGCAGUCGAGCAGUCCGAUGGUGAAGAACGGUAGAUCGGAUGGCAGUUCGAGCGGUGGCGGCGGCGGUGUCGGUGGCGGUGGCGGCGGUGGCGGUGGAGGCGGUGGCGGUGGUGGCGGUGGCGGUGGUGGUACGGGUGGAGCCGUCGUUUGCACCAACGACGGAAGGCCCGGCACCGCGUCCGGGGCCAGCGCAAGCCCCAGUACCGUUCUUCUUCCUGAAAAACGCAUGUCGAUGAGGCUCCUACCGGAUACCGUAAUGAGGUUCUACAUGAACAAACUCACGCCGUACGAGCACCACGAGAUAUUCAAUUACGAAUAUAUUUAUUUCAUCGGGGCGAACGCCAAGAAACGACCCGGCAUCAUCGGACGGCGUAACAAUCACGAGUACGACAACGAUCAAGGCUCUUAUAUACACGUACCGCACGAUCACGUGGCGUACAGGUACGAGGUCCUCAAGGUAAUCGGCAAGGGUUCCUUCGGUCAGGUCGUUAAGGUAUAUGAUCAUAAGAACCACGAGCACGUUGCCCUCAAAAUGAUUAGGAACGAGAAAAGGUUCCAUCGGCAGGCGCAAGAGGAAAUCGAGAUACUGAAGAAGCUGAGGGAACAGGACAAACACGAUAGGAUGAACAUCAUUCAUAUGUUCGAAGCGUUCACCUUUCGUUGUCACACAUGUAUAACCUUCGAGCUACUCAGUAUUAAUCUAUACGAGCUCAUCAAGAAGAACAGGUUUCGGGGCUUUAGUCUUCAGCUCGUCAGAAAAUUUUCGUAUUCCCUUCUUCUAUGCCUCGACGCACUGAACAAGAACAAAAUCAUACAUUGCGAUAUGAAGCCGGAGAACGUUCUUCUAAAGCAGCAAGGACGGAGUGGUAUCAAGGUGAUAGACUUCGGCUCGAGUUGCUACGAGAACCGGCGCGUCUACACGUAUAUACAAAGCCGCUUCUACCGGGCCCCGGAGGUGAUCCUUGGCGCUGGAUACGGCAUGCCGAUCGACAUGUGGAGUCUAGGCUGCAUUCUCGCGGAACUAUUCACUGGGAUCCCGCUGUUGCCGGGUGAAGAUGAGGCGGAUCAACUGGCGUGCAUAAUCGAACUUCUAGGUAUGCCGCCAGCCUACUUGCUAGAAAAUGCAAAGCGCCGUCGAAAUUUCAUCAGUUCGAAAGGUUAUCCGAGGUACUGUACGGUGACGACGCUGUCAGACGGUACAGCGCGUUUCGGUGGUGGCCUAUCGAGGAGAGGAAAACUCCGUGGGCCACCAGGUUCGAGAGAAUGGAAACGGGCAUUGAAAGGCUGUGACGAUCUCAUGUUCAUCGAUUUCAUAAGGGGUUGCCUCGAGUGGGAUCCGAAACUAAGGAUGACACCCAGGACGGCACUCAGGCAUGCUUGGCUACGACGUAGAUUACCGAAGCCACCCUCGGAAAAGAUCAACGACGAUUACUUUCCUCCACCACGAACGUCCGUUACUGGUUUGAGAACGCCAGCCUCUUCCGGUAGCAAGACCACCACCACGGUUACCACCACUACCAUCAACACCACAGCCAUAAAUACGGCCACUACCACGACUACUACUGCCGUCGCUGCUGUAGCGGCCACUGCUAGGAGCAAUACCCUUCAGUCGACGAACGUCAACGCUGCAGCGACCAGAAACAAAGUGCGACAAAAACCGCAGCCUCAACAGCAGCAGCAACAGCAACAGCAACAGCAACAACAACAAUUGAAUGAUUUCUAUUGUCGCAGAUCGACUAUACACUCGAGGCAUCCCCAGUCGGGUAUUUUUGGCAAUACGACGUCCGUUCAAACUACGGUUCAUGCAAUCUCCUCGAAUCAUCAGCCGAGUCUUAGCAGUCAUCAGUCCUUGAAUUCGGUCGGUACUGCUGGAUCUCAACAGCAACAACACGCUGCCAGUCAUCAAUUGCAACAGCAGCAGCAACAUCAAAGCAACGGAUCGUCGCAUGGAUCAUCUUCUCAUGGAUCUUCCUCCCAUGGAUCCUCUUCUCACGACAGCCAUAGUUCGCACGGUCCUUCGAGUGCUUUGAGUCGCGUGAUAUUAAGUAAAGAGUUCAUCGAGGAACUCAGACGAUACGCCGAAAUAUGAGGACGUCGGCUCACACGUGUGCCACUGCCGUCAUGCUCGUUAAUAACUUCGGGUAGGGUUGACCUUGGAAACCGUGCGCAGACGGUAACGUUGACGUCAAGGUGAACGAGGAAGGGUCGUGAAAUCGAAAGGUUAACGAUCCUUCCAAGCUUUGCCAGAAUACAAACACUUUGUGCGAUGAAUGACCUCGCCCUAUACGUUCUAAGCGAGUGUCUACAGAGAUAAGUGAUUACGAGAGAGAUUGACCUACAUUCGAACCUUUUUAGACCUAUUUCGUUUCUUUUAUUAUCAUUACUUUUAUUUUUUUAUUUUUUUAUUUCUUUUUUUUUUCUUUUUUUUUGUUAAUUCGAUCCGUAGGAAAUUGGUCUUCAACCGGAUGUGUAAUAACGCUGCAUUUUAUCGAUGUCGUAAUUCGAUUUUUAAUUGUGACGCUGAAUUCAUCGUAUCGUUAAGGCACAAAAUUUAAUUUUAAUAGAUGUAUAAAUACGUGAUAUUCGUCGGAGUGACUAGUCUAUCCCUAGCUCUUAUCCACGAAAGCACGACUCUCUUUCUCUUUUUAGCAUCGUAUCGUAUGCUAGUGCUCAGUUUUCUUUUGUUCAGUCGCCGAACGUUUGCUCCUGCUGUCAUUGUUGGAUCCUUUGUAAAGAUUGUUAUUCACUAGCUGGAAGGCCGCCGUAGGCGCAUAAAUACAUGCAUACGCAUUGCCGUGGUGAAUUGGUAUCGUGCGAAACCUCAUUUGUAUCGACAUUUAUUACAUUGUCUUGACUUUGAGGUUAUUGUGCCAGGGAAGUCGGGGAAUGCGAAGGGUUCGCAAGCGUGUAUAACAUCGUCGAUGAAUCGAUCGGGUAGACUCGAUUGAAAGGGUUUCUAACACUGUGAAUGUAUAGUAAAGCAAAUUGUACAAUGAAUUUCUUCUGGCGUGUAUCAUUAAAUCUGACUGGUUAAAUUUGUGUCAGGAGAAAUACUCAUCUGAAUUAAAUUCUACAAUAUUCUGUAUCAUUUAACUGUCUUCUUUAAGGAAUCUCGCGUGACGGGUAUCAUAAAGAAGGUUAAAUUUUCCCAUGAAACUUCAACUUUUUUACCUAUCGAUCGGAGACACUUGACCUUUUUAAUUUGCAUAUCGGAGAAUAUCAUUGAACACGAGGAAAAGUUAGAAGCAUUUCCCUUUGAGUAUUUUUCAAUCGACAAUAUAUAAUUGUGUAUAUUGUAUUGUAGAUAUAGCUAUAUAUUUAUAUUAUAUAUUUAUAAUAUAUUGGCGAAAGAAAAUUAUGAAAAUAUGAGAGUUUUUAACGAUAUAUAUAAUUUAUUUGUACAAAUGUAAGAGAAAGUCGUAUGCGUGUUAUAUUACAUAAUUUUCACAAGAAAUUAUUUUUCACGAAAAUUUUAUUGAAUUUUCGAAUUUUUUAAUAAACUUCUUUAUUUUUAUCGAGCACAUCGAGAUAAGUAGUCACGUUCGAGGUGCUUUUUAAAUGAUUAUUCGCGCGUAACAAGUGAGCCAUUUUAUAACCAUAUAAUCGAACGAGAGCUCAAUUCAUAUUCAAUAUUUAUUAUACGUAUACAUGUUGCACGAGUAAAAGCGAUGAACGAAUAUUCAUCGCGACAUGUUUGUAAAUUAUAAAUGCUCGAGUGCACGUAUACAUAUACACAUUGAGUCGAUUUCAUUCUCGCCCUUGUAUUACCAGUUGUACACGCUUCCGCUUAACAAAACGUAUAGGUGAUGAUUAAUUAAAAGCGAAAAAUUAUUCUCAAAGACUUUGAAAAUGCGAUACAAACGAUAAUUAACGCAUCGGCGUUAAUGGAAAAUAAAAAAAAAAGAAAGAAAGUCGUAAAAACGUGUUCCAUACAUCUUUUUCUUGAUAAUACUCGUUCAUGAAAAAAUAUUUAAAAAAAAAAAAAAAGAAAAAAAAAGAAAAAAGAAUAGAAAAAAAAAGAACAGAAACGUUUCGACGAUACCAUUCAGCAGGUUCAAUCGAAAAGCUUUGUUCGUGAUUGAAAAAUCAUUUUGUUGGCAAUAUUUUUUUUUUUCCUAAUUAUCUUUGACGAUUUGAUACGAUGUUGUAUUACGUCUGAAAUUCAUCGAAAUUAUUUGCUUUUUGACGUUCCUCUUGGUGAAAUGUAGAUCAAGCGUAUUCUGAUAAUAUUUAUAAUAACAUCGUCGGAAUGAAUGCUUUCAAAGAGUUAUUUUGUAUGAUUAGCAAUGACAGCAACGAGCAACGAGGCAAUCAAAGAAACGGAGUGAUAUUCGGUUGUCGAAAGUUGAUACCGAACAGGAUAACGUUAUGUGAUAUGGAAUUUAAGCCGUACUGUCAUUUAUAUUGGUAAAGAAGAUACACACACAUAUAUAUAUACACGCAUAUAUAUGAGUUGUAUGUAUAUAUAUAUAUUAUCAGAUAAAAAAAGAAAUAAAAAUAUAAGUUAUAUCGCGCUGUAACGCUAAUUAUAAAAAGCCGCAAAAAUUUAAUAAGGUAUUAUUAUGUGCAUAUAUAGCGAGAAAGAGUAGAAAGCUGCCAUCGUGGUUACGAGAAGAAUAUAUAAAAUGUGGUGUUCGUAAAAUGUU